CAGUGUGCAUUCUAGCAGAUGGGUGUGGACCGAUAUCUUAAAUCGGAAAGUAGCACCUUCUAAAAGCAGGGCCGAAGAAGAUCUACAUUUGAGAAAUACUGAGGUCAUGGAUGAAGAUUUGGAGCUUAUUUUUAAAUAUGGCCUCCAAUACGCUAAUUUCCUAUUAUUCUUCUGUUCUAAAGUAUAAUUUCACAAGCUGUUACCAAACAGUGUUGCAUGCACCUGCUCUGAGUAGGUUUUUCUCUCGCAUGUUUCAACCCUAAAUGGCCAGUUUAUUGCCACGGACGCACGGAGGCGCUAGAUCACUUAAAGCAUCGAUCCUGUCCCCGCAUCGACUUGUACAAUUUAAAACCAGACAUGCAACUCAUUCAUAUGCCCCCUCCUCCUCCACCAGUCCCUCUCUCGCUCUCUCUCGCUCUCUCUCUCUCUCCCUCGCUUUCUGUUUCUCCCGGUCUUUAGCUGCAUGUCGUUCAGUCAUUCAGUCAGUGGCCCCGGUCCGCUACGCCUGCGUCCACCUCCAUACUCCGGCUCUCCAAAUCCGAGACGCGCCACCGCCGCCGUCAGUGCGGGCAUGACAUACUGGCAACAGCAGCAGUAGUGGGCUUUCCGUCAGACUGCUUUUUUUUUUUUUUUUUUUUCUUUUUAAAACAGAUCACAAAGGAGAGGAGCAGAAUUAAGAGUAGACGAGAGUGAAGUGACUCAUUUCCUACCACUGCCGUGCGUCGAGAAGAGCGGAUGAGUCAAUGGCUGGGGCACAGCCUGGAGUUCAUGCGCUGCAGCUCAAGCCAGUGUCCGUGCCCGAGAGCCUCAGAAAGGGCAACAAAUUUAUGAAAUGGGAUGAUGAUUCUACCACCGUGACCCCGGUGACUCUGACAGUCGACCCCAAAGGCUACUUCCUGUAUUGGACCGACCAGAACAAGGAUACCGACCUGCUGGAUAUAGCCUACAUAAAAGAUGCCAGAAAUGGAAAGUGCACCAAAACACCAAAGGAAGCCAAGCUGCGAGAGCUUCUGGACGUCAGCACGCUGGCGGGGAAGAUGGAGAACAGGAUGCUGACGGUGGUGAGCGGCACGGACAUGGUCAACAUCACCUACCUGAACUUCAUGGCCUUCCAGGAGGAGAUUGCGAAGGAAUGGGCAGAGGAGCUCUUCAGCCUGGCGUCUAACCUGUUGGUGCAGAACAUGUCCAGAGAGGCCUGCCUUGAGAAAGCAUACACUCGGCUGAAGCUGCAGCUCAACCCUGAGGGACGAAUCCCUGUCAAGAAUAUCUUCAGGGUUUUCUCGGCUGACAGGAAACGAGUGGAGACAGCGCUGGAAAACUGUAACCUCCCUUCUGGCAGAAGUGACUCCAUCCCUCAAGAAGACUUCACUCCGGAGAUCUACAGCAUGUUCCUGAGCAACAUCUGCCCACGGCCGGAGCUGGACCACAUCUUCUCCGACGUGGGGGCCAAGAGCCGUCCUUACCUCACAGUGGAGCAGAUGACUGAGUUCAUUAACAAUAAACAGCGAGACCCUCGUCUGAACGAGAUACUCUACCCUCCUCUCAAACCAGAGCAGGUCCAGCUGCUGGUGGACAAAUAUGAACCCAAUGCUUCUCUGGUGCAGAAAGGUCAGAUGUCGAUGGAGGGAUUUGCCAGGUAUCUGAAUGGGGAAGAGAACUCCAUCAUUCCACCCGAGAAGCUGGACCAAAGCGAAGACAUGACCCUUCCCCUCUCCCACUAUUUCAUCAACUCCUCACACAACACAUACCUCACAGCUGGCCAGCUCGCAGGAAACUCUUCGGUCGAGAUGUACAAACAAGUCCUCCUGUCCGGGUGCCGCUGCAUUGAACUGGACUGCUGGAAGGGUCGCACCACAGAAGAAGAGCCCGUCAUCACUCAUGGCUUCACCAUGACAACUGAAAUCUCCUUCAAGGAGGUGAUCGAGGCUAUCGCAGACUGUGCCUUCAAGACCUCGCCUUUCCCCGUCAUCCUGUCCUUUGAGAACCACGUGGACUCACCGAAGCAACAAGCCAAGAUGGCAGAGUACUGCCGGUCAAUAUUUGGAGACGCAUUACUGAUGGAACCUCUGGAGAAAUAUCCCCUGGAGCCUGGCGUGCCGCUGCCCAGCCCGAUGGAGCUGAUGGGGAAGAUCCUAGUGAAGAACAAAAAGAAACACCACAAGACAGACGGAAGCACCAAGAAAAAGCUCUCCGAGCAGGUUUCCAACACCUACAGCGAUUCCUCGAGCGUGUGCGAGCCCUCCUCCCCUAGCGCAGGUUCAACUAAAGAGGAGAUGGCAGAACCUUCACAGCCGCCUGAGGGCGGUGAGCUGAGCCUAAGACCGCACGGCAGAAAGUCUAUUGGUGAGGUGGAGGCCGAGAGCGAUGAUGAAGAUGACGACGAUGAUGACUGUAAAAAGGGCUCAAUGGAUGAGGGCACAGCAGGCAGCGAGGCGUUUGCCACUGAGGAAAUGUCCAACCUGGUCAUCUACAUCCAACCUGUCAAGUUUAACAGCUUUGAAGCUUCUAAAAAGAUCAGUCGCAGCUUCCAGAUGUCAUCCUUUGUAGAGACCAAAGCUUUGGAGCAACUGACCAAAUCUCCUGUAGAGUUUGUGGAAUACAACAAGCUGCAGCUGAGCAGGAUUUACCCUAAAGGCACUCGAGUGGAUUCAUCCAACUACAACCCUCAGCUCUUCUGGAAUGCUGGCUGUCAGCUGGUAGCUCUCAACUUCCAGACAAUCGAUUUAUCCAUGCAGCUGAACCUGGGCAUGUAUGAGUACAACGGGAAAUGCGGCUACAGACUGAAACCUGAGUUUAUGAGGCGGCCAGAUAAGCACUUCGACCCUUUUACUGAGAGCACGGUGGACGGGAUAGUGGCCAACACACUGUCUGUGAAGAUCAUCUCAGGCCAGUUCCUGACCGAUAAGAAAGUUGGCACUUAUGUGGAGAUUGAUAUGUUUGGGCUGCCAGUGGACACAAAGAGGAAAGCGUUCAAGACCAAGACUUCUCCAAGCAAUGCCGUAAAUCCUGUCUGGGAAGAGGAAGCAAUAGUUUUCAAGAAGGUUGUCCUGCCCACACUUGCGUCAUUAAGGAUAGCCGUGUUUGAAGAAGGAGGAAAGUUUAUUGGCCACCGCAUCAUUCCUGUGUCAGCCAUCCGUCCAGGCUAUCACUACAUCAGCCUAAGGAAUGAGAAGAACCAGUCGCUGACGCUACCUGCUCUGUUUGUGUAUGUUGAAGUGAAGGACUACGUCCCGGACACGUUUGCAGACGUGAUUGAAGCCUUGUCCAAUCCCAUCCGCUAUGUCAACCUGAUGGAGCAGAGAGCCAAUCAGCUGGCUGCUCUCACUUUGGAGGAGGGAGGAGAGGAAGAGGGUGACAAAGAGGUGGAGGCAGGAAGCGACGCCCCCUCAGAGUCUAAGGUGGACCAGAGGGUCGUGUUGCCGGCGGAGAACGGACUGAGCCACACACCUAUCAUUGUGCCGAAGCCUCCGUCACUGGUCGGCCACCAGCCUCAGUCUGCAGGCUCAUUGAAGCCAUCAGUGAAGACUGAAGACAUCAUUCAGAGUGUUCUCUCUGAACUGGAGGCUCAGACGGUGGAGGAGCUGAAGCAGCAGAAGGGCUUCGUCCGGGAGCAGAGGAAGCAGUACAAGGAGAUGAAGGAGCUGGUUCGGAAACACCACCGCAAGACCAGCGAGCUGAUCAAGGAGCACACGGCUCGUAUGUCUGAGCUCCAGAGCCAGCACCAGCGCAGACGCUCCACCCUGCAGAAGAGCCACAAACGAGAUGGUAAGAAAAGCCGGUCCGAGCAGUCCCUGUCGACGCUGGACCAGGAGCUGUGUGAGCUGGAGAAGGAGUGCAGCCUGAGACUGGCAGAGCUGAAGGAGCAGCAGCAGCAGCAGCUCCUCACACUUCGCCAGGAGCAAUACUACAGCGAGAAAUACCAGAAACGAGAGCACAUCAAGCAGCUGGUUGAGAAGCUGACCAGUAUAGCAGAGGAGUGCCAGAGUGCUCAGCUCAAGAAGCUCAGAGACAUCUGUGAGAAAGAGAAGAAGGAUCUUAAGAAAAAAAUGGACAAGAAAAGGCAAGAGAAGAUCAGUGAAGCCAAAUCUAAAGACAAGAAUGUGACAGAAGAAGAGAAGUUAGAGAUCAACAGGUCGUUUGUCAAUGAGGUGGUGCAGUAUAUCAAACGGUUGGAAGAUGCACAGAGUAAAAGGCAGGAGAGGCUACUGGAGAAGCAUAAGGACAUCCGCCAGCAGAUCUUGGAUGAAAGGCCAAAGCUGCAGAGCGACCUGGACCAAGAGUACCAAGACAAAUUCCGCCGGCUACCCGUGGAGAUCCAAGAGUUUGUUCAGGACAGCAGCAAGGCCAAGCAUAACGACGACUGCGCCCGCGCAAACCUCGCCGGCUCCUCGACGACGGAGAAGCUCAACCACAAGGCGUCGCAGUCGGAGGACGACAUGGAAGAGGGUUCGUCGGAGCGAGUGUACGACACGCCCCUUUAGAGAUUUAAGCUUGGCGCUUUGCUUGACACCGGGACACUGACUGGUUGGACGUGGCUGCGACCACGGAACUAGGAUAACACUGCUCCGACUUUGGUCCUAAUUGUUACCAAUGGGAGGAUUAGAUCAAAUCUGAACCCUGAAUUGGUGAGUAGAGGUCCUCUCUGCGUAGAGUACAGUCGUGUUCAGAGAACCGUUUCAUGUAAAUAGUACUUUUUGUGUAUUUGUAUGUUGCCUGUAUGUUGUCGUCUCUUUCGGUACGGCCACAGGAUGUGCUACAAAACACUAACUAUUUGCAGGAAUUAACUUACUUGAACUAUUGCACAGAGAGAGUAGUUUCUUUUAAUUAUGUUUUAUUAUCAUGAGAUUGAGACAGGUGGUGGUGGUGGUGGUUAGAGAGGUGCCAAUGUUUUGAGUUCACUUACAGUGGAUUUUAAAUGGAGUCAACUUGUACUGUAAAGAAACCACUGCAUAUUCAGCCUUUAAAGCUUCCAUCUUUGUAAGAUUUAGAUUCACCCUUACAUAUUUGCACUGAAGGCUCACCAUAGAUGACUAUGUAACACUUUUACUUUAACCCAGAGGCACUGGUGGCUUGCUGGUUCUCGAUUUUGUUCUCACAGAACUAAGCCUAUAUUUUGCUGCUAUUUUGUUUUUAAAACCCAUUCACAUUUUUUUAACAGUGGUUUGUUUGAUAUUUGGCAUGUUAAUAUGAAGCAGUGCUCUGUCUCUCUUUCUUCGUUUUGGUUCGAUUUUUUUUUAACAUUGUUCGUGGGCAUUUCUGUCUAGAGAGGACGAGAAGGGAAGAUCUGAUGUACAUUGUCUGCAUGUAUUUGAACAACUGUAAAUGUUACAGUAGCUCUGUAGCAGAGAUGUUUAUUAAUGUAAAUCUAUUUUCUCUGAAACAUUUCAACUAAACCUGCAAAAGAGUGGACUCGGUGUGGCUUGAUGCAUCACUGUCUACAGGACUACAAUAAGUAAGGACACGCCUUGUGUUUUUUUUUUUUUUUAGAUCUAAAUAACCAGGUUACUCGUUUUGUUCUUUACUCUGAACUAAAACCGUCCGACCAGGACAUUCAAACAGAGGAGGAUCCUGUUGUAGUUAACAGAAGUGACCUUCCUCUUAACUGGUUCAUUGUGUAUCUACAGGGGAAACCUGUUUGCAGUUCCCUACGAUGCAGAGCAGAUGCCCCAGACCACACGAAAUAUGUCGCCCCGCUGGCAUUAUUCUCAAAGUUCAACCCACGUUUGGAAGCUGUAGUUCAAAGUGGGGAAGCUGUGGGGAUUGUCCAGAUAUAUUUAAACAGGCGCUCAGUUUAUUCCUGCAGAACACCAGCGUUAACGUGAGCUCACGAGUAACCGGACUUUUUCCUCUUUAACACGUGACCUGCGCCCAUUCGGUAAACAUGAGGAAGUGUUUUUGACUUCCUCCCUGUCCAGUGCCAUUUAACUGUGUGUGUCAAGUCAUAUUUCAGCAGAUUUUACUUAAAAAAAAAAAAAAAAAAAAAAGUGAAGGAUUUCCUGACAUGUAAGUACAAACUACAUUUUAAAAAAAAAGAUGUUGAUGUGAGAGUCCUGUGCCUUUGAAUGGGUUUGCCUUGUUUGAUGUUGAAUGUGUGAAAUGCAUCAUUGUUUAAAUUACCAUUAUAUUAUAUUAUUAUAUAUGAAGCUGUCUGGUAUUGAAUAGACUGUGUGCACUUUUUUUUUUUUUUUUUUUAGUACCGUACCACUACUGAGUAAUGCUUGUGAUGAGCAGUAUUUGACAUGUGUCUCGUAAGAAAAGAGACGUUUUUCUUUUAUGUCUUGAACCACUUUAUUUAACAGCCCCUGUCGUCUCAUUGACUAAAGUGUAUGCACUCUGGAAAUGUAUGUAUGUAUGACAUAAAGGAUAAAACAUGAGGCUGAGAAAAAAAUAAUAUAGUGUAAAGGGAACUUGCUUGUAAUUAAAAAUAAAUGUGGCUAUUAUUGUA
Mugil cephalus (flathead mullet) is the source of this 6445-nucleotide messenger RNA. RefSeq names its product 1-phosphatidylinositol 4,5-bisphosphate phosphodiesterase beta-1 (gene plcb1l). The coding region runs from base 744 to 4481 and encodes 1245 amino acids. Gene Ontology annotation, molecular function: phosphatidylinositol-4,5-bisphosphate phospholipase C activity; calmodulin binding; calcium ion binding. Lineage: Eukaryota; Metazoa; Chordata; Actinopteri; Mugiliformes; Mugilidae. Gene Ontology annotation, biological process: lipid catabolic process; phosphatidylinositol-mediated signaling; memory. The record is from RefSeq and is a predicted model, not a curated record. The transcript is spliced from 33 exons. Gene Ontology annotation, cellular component: cytoplasm; nuclear speck.